This is a messenger RNA of Xenopus tropicalis (tropical clawed frog), 5368 nucleotides long. It is a transcript of the gene stox1, whose product is annotated as storkhead box 1. The record is from RefSeq and is a predicted model, not a curated record. The transcript is spliced from 4 exons. The coding region runs from base 592 to 3237 and encodes 881 amino acids. Lineage: Eukaryota; Metazoa; Chordata; Amphibia; Anura; Pipidae. Gene Ontology annotation, biological process: regulation of transcription by RNA polymerase II.
UGUGUUACUGUACUUAAACCCUUUCCAGCAUUAUCAGGUGCACCGUUUGUUAUUGGGAAUCUCCCCAUCCCCCCUGCCUGUUCCUCACAGCCAUUUGGUCAGGUUUUUGUCCAACUAGGCAGGAACAUAUAAACUUCUCUGGGGUGGUAAAGCCACAGGAGGCCAGGCCCCUGCUGUUCACUUCUCAUUUGGCAUCUUUCAUCUAAGCUCGUGAGUGUGGUUUAGAGAGGGAGCUGGGAGAUGAAGCUGAAAUUCCAUGGCAUAAAUUAGCCUCAAGCAUGUGUUUCAAAUGAAAUUACUACACUUUGGAGCCUUUCCAUGUGGUACUGGUAAAAGGUUCCCGCUAAAUGUACUGGUCUUGGUCAGGAUGCUAAGCUGCAUUAAGGAGAGAAUUCACAGAUGGUUAAACUCAGCGUGCCUGCAGGCUACUUUUAUUGCUCUACCUGGUCAAGCUACUGCUUUUGAUGUGAGCAAACCUGGAUUGGUUCCUGCUAAUAAUUUCUUCCUACUCUGACAAGAUACCCGUGUUCCUUAUUAAAUUGCUGGCUCACAAUUAGGCACCAGUAUUGGGUUAUCGACGGACCAAGAAACAUGCAUAUAUCCUUCCUACUUCAGCGGAGUGAUUGCACCGGUGAUGUGUCUCCUGUGCAAAUGAAUCCCAUAUCCCAGUCUCAUUUUAUUCCACUGGCAGAAGUGCUGUGCUGCGCCAUUUCCGAUAUGAACACAACUCAGAUUUUAGUGACACAAGAAAGCCUCCUGGAACAUCUUAAUAAACAUUACCGAGGAAUAGCAACCCCAUCUCAGGACAUUCUGUAUAAUGCACUUGGGACUCUUAUCAGAGAAAGAAAAAUCUAUCAUACUGGAGAGGGGUAUUUUAUUGUCACACCUCAGACUUAUUUUAUUACAAGGAAGCCAGCUCUGGACUGUAAAUAUGCCGCAUCUGAAAAGCUGUCCACCUCUCCACCACCCAUCACUUAUCUUGUCAGCAUGGAAAGCUGCGCAGAUCUAACCAAAGGUAACAUGCCAUCAGUGUCACACUGUAGGUCAUGCAGUUGCUUUUCUGAGCAAUCUCUUCAGAACAUACUUGGACAACAGUCAAUUAAUGAAAGCCAGGUAAAAUCGACCAAAAGUGUUAAGGAACAAAAACCCUUGCUUCGAAAUCAAGCAACUUCUACUUCCAGGGAUCAUUACACAUGCGAAAAAAAUAAGGAACAGGUUGUGUUAAAAGAAAAAGAAAAGUGUGGUAAGAAGUUUGGUAUCAGUCUUUUCUGGCGUAAUGUUUCUAAAAAGGAAAAGUCAAGGAAAGAAUUGGUGACCUUUUCUGCACAAUUCCCACCUGAGGAAUGGCCAGUGAGGGAUGAGGACAAUUUGGAUAAUAUUCCACGGGAUGUUGAACAUGAAAUAAUUAAACGCAUCAACCCAGUUCUUACCGUUGAUAACUUAAUGAAGCACACCUUGCUCAUGCAAAAGGCUGAAGAGCAGAAAAAGUAUUUUAGCAAAGGAACAUCUACAGAUAUAAUAAAAAACAAGCACAGCUAUAACUGUAAGGGAAGUAGUAGGAAAAAAAGUGGCAAGAUGUCCAAAUAUCACAAAAAAAUUCAGUCUGGUAAAGAGAAAUGUAAGAAGGACACUGUUGCUCCAAGGGCUUUGCCACAUGAAGAGAAGGACAUCAAUAGACUGUCUCUUGAUCAGUCCGAUGCUACAGAUGAUGUAAUGGCGGUUGACAGGCAUUGUUUUGUAAGUGCAGAACUUGUUCAACAUGAUACGGUCUACAAAAAACAAAUUAGCAAUCCAUUUGAUGGCAUACCAUACAGAGAGAGUUCCAACGUGAAUGGACACAAGUCAUUAAAAGAAAUUAAGAGAUCUCGUUCUGGGAAGCAAAGAAGGUGUGUACCAAGGUCAAGAUCCUUGGACUGUACAGAAAGAAAGGCUGCAGACAAUCAUGUUGAGCAUAUAAAUUCAGAGAGACACAUUGCUGCUUAUAGUAAUGAACCAUAUCAUGAACAAUUCCAUUCUGUUCUUUCUGACAAAGAUGACUUGAGGGAAUAUCCACCCAGCUACCCACAGAGUAGCACACUGCGCAUUGAUGACAAAUUUAAACCUGCCAAAGAAGAAAAUUCUGCCAGUGUCCUUUAUAGUGAAGAUAGAGCCUAUAUUUGUGAUGAUUUCCAAAAAAAGCUGUUUGUUCACUUAGAGGCUAGCGCAGAACAUGAGGUAGUAAAGUCACAUUCUGUCUACAAAGGUACAUCAAUGAACAGUGCAAAACCAAACCACUGUAAAAGUGAAAUGAACUUAAAUCUUAUUGGGAGAACUCAUUAUGGGAUGUCUGAAGACAGUGGGGCACGGAAAGUCUGUAAUUAUUCAAACAGUGGCCUAAAAGAAUCAGAUAUGUCAAAAUAUAUCUCAGAGACUGGAGGAUUUGCUAAAGACAAUAAAGCUUUGUGCCAAAGGACUGUAGAAAUUGAUGAUGCUCACAGGUAUUUAUACCUUGAAGAUGACACUAAAGACAAAACAGAAAUCUGUCCAGUUCUUGAAUCCCAUCUCCAAAAAAACUUGGAUGCUGUCAACUGGAAUGACCUUGUGGAUGAAAACAAAAAUGGCACUGGUAAUUCUCAGUCCCAGUGGCACCCUAAAAUGACCUUUGCACCUCAGUUUGGCUCUUCUAUAGACAACGACCAAGAAACCUACAGUCCUUCUCUUUUUUCCUUAGAUGGUUCCCAUGAAUGUCAUAAACAGACUUUGCACACAGGUCAGCCAUUACCAGACUAUAUCCAUGGUCACCUGGAAGUAGAACCUGAAACUGCUGACUGCAUAAAUCCCUUAGAACAUGUCGAUGGCAGCAUAUUUGAUUACUGUAACUCUAGUGAGGCAAACUCUGUGGCCGAGACUUUACACAUGUCCAUUAAUGGAAACGAUGAGAAGCACAUUGCCAAUUCAGGACAGCAGUCCGGGGAAAUGAGGACGUGCUUUGAACACAAACUGACAUUAUUUCAUUCAAAAAUGAACCCAUCAGAAACAGGCCACCAUGAAAAGAAUGAAAAUCACAGCACAACUGGGGACAGUGGAAUUGAAUCGCCACGAACACGGAUAAGCAUUGCUUCCAAUAACUCGGUUGUUCUGGAGACUCUGAAAAGAAGGACUUUCUUGCAGAAUUUGGAAAUGAAUGGCAAUCCCAAACAUGAAGGACUGCUUCCUGCCAGCUCUCUAAUGCAGAUUACGCCUGCUAUGAAUGUGUAGAGUUCCGUACUCUCCAUGUCACUUGAAAGCUUUCAUUGCAUACUUGUAUUCACUCAAGAAACUAAAAUAUAUGUUUACUUAGGCUUAUGGCAUGUGAUGCCUAUUCUUCGUUGGCGGUUCAGAACAGGUCCCAAACCUGGUGAUAGGUGGAUUUUGGCCUGAAAUUGUACCAAAAUUGUACCAAAAUUCCACUAAUGUCAGUGACAGGCUAGUUGAUUGCAUUGUGAUGCUUCUCUGCUGGCGGAGAAUACGCCAUGUAAACCGUACUGUUGUCUACCAUCAUUGCUGUCUUUUUUCAAUGUCAAGCAGCUUAAAAAAAAAUAAUAGGCUAGGUUAUGGUAAAAGGAUGAUAUCAUGCAUACAUACACAUCUGUGGAGCUCUUAGACUGGUGGUGGCCAUUAAAAUAAAAUACAGGGAGUGCCUUAUCCAGAACAUGGGUUUCCAGGCAAAGAGCACUGUUUUAGGGUGUUCUUGAAGCAUUUUCCUUAUAUGCCUAUCCCACCAUAUUUUCUUGUCCUGCUUUCUAAAAUGCUCCUCAAACGUGACUGCACGCCCAAGCAUUGGCUGAGAUCACUAAAGGUGGAGAUGACCAGUGCACAUAAGCAUGGUGAUACCACAGAGCAGGGCAAGGAAUGUGUGGGACAUAUCUACAUAUCUAACCUGCAUAUCUCUGCUAUUCAUGGAGAAAACUACAUCAGCUCUAUGCAGGUGUACUGAUCCACUGCAAAUAUUAGUAGGAUAAACAUUUACAAGAGAAUACUGGCAUUUUUAAAUUCGAUUUAGCAUUUGUGUACAGUUGGAAAAUGAGGAAUAACACAGAGGGUUGUUAGAUAUUGUGGUUACAUGUUGUAAUUCCCUCUCUGCUUGCUUUUUUCAUUCUUUAGAAGCUUUUACACUAUGUUUUGUCUUUACAGUGCCUUUCUUUUACUACAGGGUAAAACCAAUAUAUAUAGGAAAUUUGAGUGUAACAGCUAGUUGACUUGAUACCUAGGAUACAGGUGGGUCACAAUACCAGCAGGUUAUUAGAUUCAGUGCUGUGCUCUAAGACCUCUUCCACUGCUUCUGUCCAAUGAAAGCAAGGCAGGGCCAUUUGUGAUCUUAAUCUCAGGUUUCCAAAAGGUAAUGCAUUUGUACAACGUUUACUCUAAAUAUAGCUCAGUAUUUUUUAUUUGUUUUAGUGAUUUGAUUUUUAACAUAGCAUUCUAUACCUGACAAGCCCAAGCCUAGGCAUCUGUGGAAGGUCCUGAGCAUGAAGCCUUACAGGAAAUAUGGCAUAAGCUUAGGUGGUUAGUAGCAGGUCACUAAGCAUUUUGAGAUAAUUCCGCACUAUACUGGGACCCCAUCCUGCAUGUUUGAGAGCUGGAUUAAAUAACAUUAAUGAUGUGGUACAAAGAAAUCUAUUAAACCCUUGAGCAAACUGGGUCCAUAAAAUUCCCAUUGAUGGCCACAUUCAGUUGAAUAGCCCUGAGCUAGAAAGUCCAACUAAUAGUGAUACAGUUUGCAAGUGGCCGUCAUGCUUGGAAUGUAAGUUCUUUGUACGCUGCUAAUCAGCUGUCCCUUCUACCCAUGACUUGUGUUUCAUGGGUUCAUUAGCCAGAUACAGAUGCUACUGUUGCUGAUAUAAUGUUAGUCUUGUUUCAGAUGUGUGCUAUUAAAUGUAGGUGCUUUAUAUUUAAAAGGAAUUAAUGUGUUUGAAUGUUUCCCAGUAUUUAAAGGGAUAGUGAUGUUUGAUAUGUGCUGCUCUCACUAGAAGGGGCAUUUUUAAAAAAAUAUUCACUUAUAUUUAAUUCCCACAACCAUCUAUAAUAAAAACAACAAUAAUAAACUUAUUUUCAUGGCAAUAUUGGAUGGCUGCUGUUAGGACUCCUGGCAGCCUGGAGGGCCUCCAGUUGCCCAUUUUUAUUUUAUAGACCCAAACUAGGUCAGGUGACUAAGAUCUAUGGGUCCUGGAGGAGAAUUUCCCAUUCCCUCACCACAUAUCCUUUUAUGGGGGCCCUAAGGACUAAUGUGUAUUUGCAGCCCCCGGGGUUAUACCUAUGCCCCGUAUUAUUGAUACCUAUAGUAUUUUUUCCUUUGGUUGUGGCAAGUCAUUUUGUGAAGCCACGGAAAAGCACCCUUAAUUGGCCCCAA